Messenger RNA from Solanum dulcamara, 660 nucleotides. RefSeq lists its product as uncharacterized. Gene Ontology annotation, biological process: chromatin remodeling. Lineage: Eukaryota; Viridiplantae; Streptophyta; Magnoliopsida; Solanales; Solanaceae. The transcript has 3 exons. The coding region runs from base 1 to 660 and encodes 219 amino acids. The record is from RefSeq and is a predicted model, not a curated record. Gene Ontology annotation, cellular component: nucleus.
AUGUCAAGAUAUGGAGUUCAUAUCGUCUUAGUGGCUUUGGUUACUGAUGGUGGACUAGGGUCAUGUCCUCAAUUGGGGGUGAAGGCAAAGGGAAAUAGUGGUAAGAGGGAGACGAGUUUUCGUAAGUUGAGAGUAGGAUCGUGGAACAUAGGGUCUCUUGCUGGAAAGUUCAUAAAGCUAGUGAAGAGUCUUAAGAGGAGAAAGAUUAAUAUAACAUGUAUUCAGGAGACUAGAUGGGUAAAGAGGAUCAGUGAUAGGAUGAUGUUUAUUAAGCUAGUUAUAGGCAUGCUUUUUGUGAACGUUGUUAGUGCGUAUGCACCCCAUGUGGGUCUAGAUGAAGAAUUCAAAAGGCUUUGUUGGGAGGAUUUGGAUGAAGUAGUGAGAGAUAUACCUAGUAUCAAAAAUAUUUUCAUUAGUGGAGAUUUCAAUGGUCAUAUCAGUAUAACUUCUAAUGGUUUUGAUGAUGUACAUGGAGGCUUUGGUUUUGGGGAAAGAAAUGGCGGCGGGGUUUCUCUCUUGGAGUUUUCCAAAGCUUUUGAGUUGGUUAUUGCUAAUUCAUGUUUUUUGAAGAGGAAUAAUCAAUUGGUCACCUUUAGUAGCACGGUACCUAGGAAUCAGAUUGACUACUUACUCCUCCAGAAGGGUGAUAGAGGAAGGUAA